Cynara cardunculus var. scolymus (artichoke) is the source of this 429-nucleotide messenger RNA. RefSeq names its product precursor of CEP9-like. Gene Ontology annotation, cellular component: extracellular region. Lineage: Eukaryota; Viridiplantae; Streptophyta; Magnoliopsida; Asterales; Asteraceae. The transcript has a single exon. Bases 1 to 429 code for a protein of 142 amino acids. Gene Ontology annotation, biological process: nitrate import; regulation of leaf morphogenesis; regulation of root development. The record is from RefSeq and is a predicted model, not a curated record. Gene Ontology annotation, molecular function: hormone activity.
AUGGCUGAGGGAAGGUCGCUAAAAUCCAUGAAGAAACAAGACAAUUUUCAUCACCAUAGAGGCAGCCACACACUAAAUGCACACCACCAUAAAACAAAUACAGAGCAUCUUCAGGCCUCACCCACAGGUGGAGUCCUUCGCGCUGGUUUUCCUGUUGCAGAAAAAAGAGUAGCAUUCCCCCCACAGGCACCAACCAAAAGUGAAGGAGAUGGGAAUGCAAAACUAAAAUUCAUCAAUGGAUUUCGACCUACAAUGCCAGGUAAGAGUCCAGGUGCAGGCCAUUCUUUUACGGAGCACAGACUUGAUACUCAAUCAGAAGCAUUGGAUAGUGUUUCCAGCAUUCAUCAGUCUAGUUCAGAACACGAUAAUGAUUUCCGACCCGCAGGUCCAGGCCACAGCCCUGGUGCUGGUCAUUCGAUACACAACUAA